Molecule: messenger RNA, 2433 nt
Organism: Symbiodinium necroappetens
Lineage: Eukaryota; Dinophyceae; Suessiales; Symbiodiniaceae
Source: the annotation of a GenBank genome assembly
AUGUGGGCUCAGCCGAAUUUUCUCAACUUGGAGCCAUACUCGGAGACGAGCGUGAAUCCGAGCGAAGUGCAGCAGAGCGUAGCUGCCCAUCGAUUCAGCAAGUUACACAGGGGUGAGAGGCAAAGUGUCAGUCUUCGAGAGAUGGCUGGUGAAGCGAAAGAAGAGUCCGAGAUGGAGUCGCUACAGAGGUCAAUGUCAGAGAUUGACGAAGAGCGCAGGACCUGGCAUAUUCGAGCGCUGCAGGCAGAGGCGGAGGUGCGAGCCUUGAAGCGACAGCGGCAUGGAAGCAGGGCAGAGAGUGUGUCCAACGAUGCCGAAUUGCCUGGCGCUCAAGUUCAGAGGCUGCGCGAGCAGCUGGAGAAGAAGGAUCGUGCCAUCCUCCAGCUGCAGGCGGACAACCACCGCGAGCAGCAAACCCGCGACAAGCAGUCUGCCGAGAAGCAGAUGAUGCUGAGCGAGGAGUUGCGCGAGAUGACGCAGCGCGCAGAGCACUUGUCGGAGCAAGUGCGCAAGAGCAAGAAGCGCGGCACAGAGCUGCAGGAGGCCAAGGACUCCGUCCGCUCCGAGCUUCGGGAGUGCCAGGCGCAGCUCCGGAAGGAGAUUUCGGUUCGUUCUGAAAUUCAGACGGAGGCCAUGGAGGCUGAGAUGUUCUUCAGCCUCAGCGAGACGAAGCAGGAGGCGGAUGCCACCGACGCCAUCUCCUUGGGUGAUGAUGCAUCUGGUGCAGGCACAAAGAAGCUGCCAGGUGAUGAGGCACCUAGCGCAGGUGCAAAGAAGCUUUCAGGCUACCAGGGUAAGCUUGCUCAAUGCCUUGCGGUGCUGCGGAGGCUCCACGGGGAGCUUUCCUCAGAGCUCCGCGCCCGCGCACCAGGUAGAAGUUCCGACGACUCGGAAGCAAUGACUCGGAUAUUCCAGCAGAUCGACAAGGCGCAAAAUCUCAUUGACGGCGUGCUGCCAAGUGCCGGAAGCAGCCCACUUGCUGGGGCCGGCCCGCCUUCGUCGAGCACCAAGCAGCCUGCAAGCCCAGAGGCAGAAAGGCCGCUACCCGAGGACCUGAAGAACCUGGUCCGGGGAGUCUCGACCCCAAGUUCGCUCGUGGGAUCCCCUCCCAGCAAAGACUCCGAGGAGGUCUUGUUGAUGAAGCUGGACAUCAACGAGAUCCGUGUCGCUGCCGAACUGGAAAAGCAGAAAAUGAUCACGGAGCACUGCGAUGAGCUAGACGACCUCGUGCGCCGACACGACAAGGAGAGGCGGGAGUUGCACAGGGAGCUGGCCGAGCUACGCUCGGAUCACGCUCGCGUCGAGGCGUCUGAGACGCUUCUACAGCCUCUACAGGAAAUUCGUGAGCAUUUCGAGAGCCAGGUCGUUCAGGUGAAGCAGGAGCUUGUGACACAGUUGGCCGAUAUCCAAGAACGAAAUCGUAUGCAGAGUGGCGAGGUGCAACUGGAGAUGCGUCAGCUCAGAGAUGAGCUCAAGAGGUGCCAGGACGAGCUCUCCAGUAGCCAGGCCGAGUUUCGGACGCUCUCCAUGCUCUACGACAAGGAGCAGCGCGAGAACUACCGCCUGCGGCAGGAAAGCCAGCAACAAAGUGAGAUGGCCUCCGGUCGGCACGAGGCCAUUGGAUUGGAACCUGUUGCCAGCGAUGUGGCAAAUCAGCAUCCCACCCUCACUUCGGCAGACUACUCCAUGGACACCACCGUGGCAACCGACAUCCUGCCCGUGUCCGUGGCUUCUCCGGAGCGCGCCCACGAGGCGGCGACAGCGAGCAACAGCAACUCUGUCACGAUGGUGGUCGAAGAGAGCCAGCAGGCAGCAGCUGGAGCACAGCUGCAGGUCGCCGGCAUUCCUGCGCCGCUGCCGGCACCCUCAGCCGCGGUGAAGCAGGUGGGCAUGAAGAUCAAGUCCACAGUCCAGGAUGAGGGGCGAGAAGCGCCAGCAGCACCACCACUUGUGCCGACCCCAACGCAGGCUCGGCCGAGCAUUCCCGCGGUGUCGGUGCUACGCACAGCACUGCCAAUUGCUGCGGUCCAAAGCCGGACACUGCCAGCAGCAGCAUUUCAUCAAGCACAUGACAGGCUUGGCACGAUGGCUGCCGCUCCCCAGACCCCCACAGUGUGCUCGGUGGUGACCACCGGCCCAACCUCACACCGAAGGGUUGGCACCACCACCACGACCACGACCACCACAAGGUUGCCAAGAGGCAAAAAGCUGGAGACAGUUUUCUUUGAGGUCCAGGUCGUGCGAUGCCGGCUGACAAUGAGGAAAACGAAGACCGGACACAUGGGCGGCGGAGGCAGCAGGGAGAUUCAUCACCACCAUGAGGAUAAGGCGUCCAAAGAGCUCGCUCGACAAGCCCAAGAGCAGAUGGAAGCUCUGCGCCGGCAGCAAGAGGCGCAACGGAGGAUUGAAGAAGAGAAUGAGCGGCGGCGCCAG